AUCAGAUACACCUAAACGCAGCCUCGGCUUUCCAACAUACUGAAAUUCCACAAAAGCACGAACAAUGACUCCGAAGAUGCCAAACUGCUCUUUCAUCCUUUUUCUCAUCAUCUUCCAAGCAGUGGCUGCUUCUAGCCUCACCAACGAAACAGACUACGAAGCCUUAAUUGCAUUCAGAGGUCAGAUUACUUCGGACCCAUCCAAUGCCCUCAGCUCAUGGAACGGUUCAAUCCACUUCUGCAAUUGGAACGGAGUAACCUGCGGAAAGAAGCAUCAGCGGGUGACCGCACUUGAGCUCCCAUCGCUCAAGUUGGCAGGUACUUUGCCUCCUCAUAUUGGAAACCUUACUUUCCUCAGGAUGCUUAACAUCUUCGAGAAUGGUUUCUCUGGGAUACUACCGGAAGAAAUUGGUCGCUUGACGAGGCUGCAGACUCUUUCUCUAGACAACAAUUCUUUCGAGGGAGAGCUACCAAGAAAUCUUACCAAUUGUGCUGAUCUUUCACAUAUGGGCUUAGGCGGGAAUAAUUUUCAUGGGUCAAUUCCUGAAGGACUCGGUUCUCUUAUAAAGCUCGCUGUAUUAUGGCUAUACACGAAUCAAUUCACUGGCAAAAUCCCGCCAUCGCUGGGCAACCUUUCGGCUCUUACAGAUCUUGCUUUGGCAAAAAAUCACAUAGAAGGAGACAUACCGCCACAACUUGGUCAGCUUUCAAAAUUAACGCACCUUCGGUUACAACUCAACGAUCUUUCUGGUCCCAUUCCCCCUUCCCUUUACAAUAUCUCUUCCAUUGUCAUGUUUGCGGUUGGUGGCAACAAUCUAAGCGGGUCUCUUCCUUCUGAUCUGUUCCUAACAUUACCCAAACUUCAGGGGCUGUAUCUCGGCAUUAAUAUGCUUUCAGGACCGGUUCCAUCUUCAAUAACCAAUGCUUCUGAACUCGUGGUAAUUGUUUUAUCUUCUAAUGCCUUUACGGGACCGAUGCCGACAGACCUGGGUGGACUCAAAAAGUUGCAGUCUCUAUUUCUUGGUGGCAACCUUCUAGGAACUGAACAAGGUGAUGAUUUAAGAUUCCUUACUUCCUUAAACAACUGCACUGACCUACGUGCAGUGUGGGGAAAUUAUAACAAUCUCAAGGGGACAAUUCCGGAUUCUGUUACGAAUUUCUCGACCACCUUUACUUUACUCGCUCUGCAUGAAAACUUCAUAUCAGGAGCCAUUCCUUCAAGAAUAGGGAACCUCGUAAACUUGGAGUGGCUCACUCUGUAUGAUAACAUGCUUACGGGAAGAAUCCCCGACUCCAUAGGGGAACUAUCCAAGCUGCAGCUCUUCUCCAUUGGCCUGAAUAAUAUCUCGGGUGUAAUUCCGUCCUCCAUUGGCAACAUGACUUCAAUCAUCUAUUUUUUUGUAUUGAGAAACAUGUUAGAGGGGGCCAUACCCUCAUCCAUAGGGAACUGCGCACAUCUUAGUGAAGUAGAUUUCUCCCAGAACCACCUUGUUGGCAAUGUACCUGAACAACUUUUUGGUCUUAGUCUGGUCUCAAUCGAAGCAGCGCAAAAUAAUUUGACAGGUCCAAUUCCAUAUCGAAUUGGUAAGUUGGUGAAUCUCCAAAACUUAGAUCUUUCAGAGAACAACAUGUCUGGAGAAAUCCCAUCCACUAUAGGUGAUUCUGUGGUGUUGCAAUGGCUAUACUUGCAGGGCAACCACUUUAGUGGAACCAUCCCGCCUUCCAUGUCAAAUCUAAAAGGCAUAGCAUUCCUCGAUCUUUCUAGAAAUAAUUUCUCCGGUCAAAUUCCUGGGUUUUUUGCUGAUAGACCAUUCAUCCAGAAUCUCAAUCUCUCCUUUAACAUGUUUGAGGGUGAAGUGCCAAACCGAGGAGUCUUCCAGAACCUCAGUGUUGUUUCAGUUACUGGAAAUAGUAAGCUCUGUGGAGGACCGCUGGGCUUACAGUUGCCAAAAUGUAUAGAAGCAGCACCGAAGAAAGGACAUAAGUCACAAUCUCGGAUGACGGCUCUGGCAAUUGGUAUCUCAGUCUCCAUAUUUUUACUACUAACAGGAGUCAUCAUCAGCGCAAGGUUCUUCUAUAGGUCGAGUAGGUCAGUAAGGGAAGAAACAGUAACUUCGCUGACUGAAGAUCGUCACCUGAAGCUUUCUUAUAUGGAACUUUCUCAAGCGACUGAUGGAUUCUCUCUUGCAAAUAAGAUUGGGGAAGGAAGCUUUGGUGUAGUCUAUAAAGGGAUUCUACCUAGCAGUGAACAGACUGUUGCCGUGAAGGUACUUAAACUUCAAGAACGGGGAGCAAGAAAGAGUUUCAUGGCUGAGUGCGAAGCUCUAAGAAACAUUCGUCAUCGGAAUCUUGUCAAGACUAUCACCUGUUGCUCGACCUUGGAUUCCCAAGGAGGAGAUUUCAUGGCCCUCGUGUUCGAGUUCAUGGAGAAUGGGAGCCUCGAGAAAUGGCUGCAUGCAGUUCCAAAUGAAGCAGGAGGAAGUGAGACUGACAUGACACUAGGUUUACUACAGAGGUUAAACAUAGCCAUUGAUGUGGGCAAUGCAUUAGAAUAUCUCCACCACCAUGGCCAAACACCAAUAGUUCACUGCGACUUGAAACCGAGCAAUGUUCUUCUCGACAGCGAGUUCACAGCAUAUGUAAGUGAUUUUGGCCUGGCAAAGUUUCUCAUGGGCGACCAAGCAUCAGGGAGGACAGAGACUAGUUCGAUUGGGAUUAGAGGAACUAUCGGCUACGUUGCCCCUGAAUAUGGUGUCGGAGGAGAGGUAUCCACAAAGGGCGACGUAUACAGCUUUGGCAUUCUCUUGCUCGAGCUAUUCACUGGGAAAAGACCCACAGCCAUGUUCAGUGGCGAUUUCGGCCUUCAUGAAUUUGUUGAGAGAUCACUUCCUCAUGGGUUGGAUCAGGUGCUAGACCCGUUGCUUCGCUUGAAAGACGUGCAGGGCAACCUCCAUGAAUGCUUGGUCUCAAUCCAGCGAGUUGGGCUGAUGUGCUCUGCUGCUCAACCAAAUGAGAGGAUGGACAUUAGCAAAGCGGCAGUAGAAUUGCAGAAGGCACGAAGUAUUCUCUUGCGAGGGAAAACAGGGCGUGAGAGUUGUGUGCUCGAUAUAUAAAAUGGUACAUCCACUUGGGAGUUUUUCACAGUUAUUGUUAGCAUCAUCCAGUCGGGAUUCGAGUCUUUCUGAAAGGCUGAAUCAGGUGGUAGACAUCCAUCUCCAGCCGAUAGUUGCUAGCAAAACACCAUCUCCUAAGCAAGAUUUAUGUGCUUAUCAUUGAAAGUCGGCAUUUUUUCCCACCCCUUUUGUAAGAUUGUCACAUCCUGAACAUUUGACAAAAAUUCCCCUAAAAUUUCUAGAUAUCUAUUUAUUUCACAAACCUGUUAUAUAUUUUUCCAUCAAUGCAUAAAUAUAGAAAUAUAUAUAUAUAAGUAAUC
Molecule: messenger RNA, 3432 nt
Organism: Punica granatum (pomegranate)
Lineage: Eukaryota; Viridiplantae; Streptophyta; Magnoliopsida; Myrtales; Lythraceae
Source: RefSeq, a predicted model, not a curated record